GAGAAGCCAUCUCUGUGUCUUGUUCUCUUCCCUCACCAAAGAGAGAAGGGAAUGGCAACGGCAAUGGCGUUGGUGGUGGUGUUCCUGCUCGCUGCCAGCGUGGGGUUGUCGGAGAGUGCGGUGUACAAGGUGGGAGAUUCUGCAGGAUGGACCCUCUUGGGGAACCCAAACUACACCGCCUGGGCCUUGUCCAAGAACUUCCAAGUAGGAGACACCAUUGUGUUCGAGUACAAUAAGGAGUAUCAUAAUGUGGUUGAGGUGAAAAAACAUGACUACGAUUGCUGCGGUGAAAAAUCUCCUAUUGCCACCUAUGCCACCGGCAAUGACUCCAUCACCCUCAAGACCAAAGGUCACCACUACUUCCUCUGUGGCAUCCCUGGGCACUGCACUGCUGGCCAGAAGGUGGACAUCAAAGUCUCCUCCUGUGCUGCCCCUGCGACCUCCCCCUCUCCCUCGCCUCCUUCCAUCUCUCCUGCUACUCCCCCCUCUUCCGGUGGUGGUGGUGGUGCUGGUGGUGCUGGUGGAGGUGUCUCCACCCCGGGAGCUGCCCCUGGAGCUAGUACUGGUACAAGAGCUGUUCCUGGGGGCAUUGCUCUUCUUCUUGCUGUGUUUUCAUGCGCGGCUAUAUAUGGUGGCCUUGUUUGGCAUUAUUAGUUGAGUUAUCAGAAGAAAUAAGAUACGAUUGUUUCGACAAUAAACGAUAUGCAUGGCAUCUGAUUAGUAGGAAUG
Molecule: messenger RNA, 729 nt
Organism: Musa acuminata subsp. malaccensis (wild Malaysian banana)
Lineage: Eukaryota; Viridiplantae; Streptophyta; Magnoliopsida; Zingiberales; Musaceae
Product: mavicyanin-like
Cellular component (GO): plasma membrane
Molecular function (GO): electron transfer activity
Source: RefSeq, a predicted model, not a curated record